CGCGUUUGCGCAGACAAGACCCACACACGCUAUCAGCUCAAGGUGUGGAGGCGAGCGAGACACAGUGGCGUGUUUUUUAGGGGGGAAAAGGAGCGGAUUCGUCCUCAAAUAUCAACCGGAGGAGUUUUCCCAGCAGGUUUUCACAAAAGCAAGAUGCGGGGACUGACGGCACUCUUUAAAAUAUAGCCACAUAAAGUCGCAUGCUUAAUCGACACCUAUGAAGUGAAGUGCGCAUCCAGGGCAGGUAAAAGCGGAGCCGGAAGAACUCGCAAUACUGGUUGCGUUGAGUUUGUUUGCGCUUUUCCAAGUGGAUUAUCUUUGACAUUCACAAAUAAAUGAAGUGACUUUUUAGUUUUAACUUGGGUUCGAGUUGAAGACAUUAUGACGGAUUUGAGGAAAAGGAAAAUCUUCGUCGUGGUGGACGUGUUGUGUGUGGUCGUAGCUUCUCUGCCCUUCGUCAUCAUGAACAUUGCAUCCCGGCCGUACGAGCGGGGCAUCUACUGCCAGGACGAGAGCAUCGGUUACCCCCUAAGGCCAGACACCAUCACGCACGUAACGCUGGCUGUGGUUUCCAUCACCUGCACUGUUAUCAUUAUAUCGUCAGGUGAGGCGUACCUGGUGUACAGCAAAAAAAUUAACUCCAACUCCACCUUUAAUCAGUACGUGUCAGCCAUCUAUAAGGUGCUGGGCACCUUCCUUUUUGGAGGAGCCGUCAGCCAAUCGCUGACAGACUUGGCCAAGUACACCAUUGGGAGACCACGCCCACAUUUUUUAACAGUGUGCACUCCCAAAAUCUGCAAGGGAUAUAUGGCAAUAAUCAACUGCACUGGCGACCCUCGUGACGUCACUGAAGCCAGGUUAUCCUUCUAUUCAGGCCACUCAUCUUUUGGGAUGUACUGUAUGCUGUUUUUAGCGUUCUACGUCCAGGCUAGACUGAAUGCAAAAUGGGCUCGUCUCCUGCGGCCAACCAUCCAGUUCUUCCUGGUGGCGUUCGCCGUGUAUGUGGGUUACACCCGCGUGUCGGAUUAUAAACAUCACUGGAGCGACGUGCUAGCUGGACUCCUCCAGGGGGCGCUGGUUGCAAUUCUCACUGUGCGAUACGUGUCCGAUUUCUUUAAGGUUCGUUCUUUACCUCAAUGCUCAAGUUCAGAGUCGCCCGAAAGAGAGGCUCUAGAGCGCAAACCCAACCUACACAUGGGAGAGGUGGAACACAAUAACCAUUACAACUAUCCUGGACCUGUGUGAGUGUAACGAGGCCAAAUACCGCACUACAUCUCCCACAAACCACUGGACUGACGGAAGGGGGCGGAGCUAGAGUGCACAUGCUCACAAAAGUCCUCCUUGAAAAAAACAACCUCUUUCAUUCCUUUGUGUGUGAGAGAAAGACUCUAUGUAUAUAUAUUUAAUCAAGUUAUUUGAAAUCCUCUGCAAAUCAUUUCGAUUAAGAUGUUGAGGGACCAAUUGAUUUUUUAAGUCUUACUGGACCAGGUUUAAUCUGAAUUUAUAUACGCAUGCAGCUUUGUUUGAACUGUACAAAAUCUUAACAUAAUGGCUUGUAUUUUUUUUCAUAUCAUCCGACAAAGCCAAUUGCAUAUUAUGUGAUUUUAAAAGUGGAAAGUUACCUGAGCAAAGCUCUUUAUAUUAUGUGCCUUAAUCUGACCCUCCUUCCAACAAGGUUUUGACACCCAAUGUUGACUGCAAAAUAAUAGAAUAGAAUAUGAAAGAAUAGUGAGGAUAUUGUUCCCCUGUGUUUAAAAUGUAAACGUAAGAUACCACUACAGCUUUUACAAGCCUUGCUUUGUUCUUUUUCAUUUUACGUAUAAAAAGCUGGCUUUGUUGAACUUUUUACUUUGUAACUUGUUGUGUGCCUUUGCUCAAAUUUGUAUUAAAUAUUUGUAAUAAUA
Triplophysa rosa is the source of this 1904-nucleotide messenger RNA. RefSeq names its product phospholipid phosphatase 2b (gene plpp2b). The transcript is spliced from 6 exons. Gene Ontology annotation, molecular function: phosphatidate phosphatase activity. Lineage: Eukaryota; Metazoa; Chordata; Actinopteri; Cypriniformes; Nemacheilidae. Gene Ontology annotation, biological process: signal transduction; phospholipid dephosphorylation; phospholipid metabolic process. The record is from RefSeq and is a predicted model, not a curated record. Bases 382 to 1245 code for a protein of 287 amino acids.